This is a messenger RNA of Fraxinus pennsylvanica, 1233 nucleotides long. The record is from the annotation of a GenBank genome assembly. Lineage: Eukaryota; Viridiplantae; Streptophyta; Magnoliopsida; Lamiales; Oleaceae.
AUGGCCAUCAAUACAGCUCCGCCAGCGCCGGAGUUGUUAGAUUUGGACAACCUACGAGCCAUCAAAGUACUAGGCAAAGGUGCUAUGGGCACAGUAUUCCUCGUCCAUCACAAGUCAAACGACCCCUUUGCCCACCGCCCCUUCGCCCUCAAGGUGGUGGAGAAAUCCUCCCUCCGUCAUGCCGACCGCCGCGCUCGCCACGAAAUCUCCGUCCUCAGCCGCUUUCACAACCACCCUUUUCUGCCAUACCUCAUUGGAUCUUUUGAAAAUCAUGAAAUCAUUUGCUGGGCUAUCCCGUUUUGCCCCGGCGGAGACCUCAACGUGCUCCGGCACCGCCAAAACGACCGCGUUUUCUCUUCUGCUGUCAUCCGUUUUUAUUUAGCGGAAAUCAUUUGUGCUUUGGAGCACCUCCAUGGACAAGGCAUUGUUUACCGGGAUUUGAAGCCGGAAAACAUCCUCGUACAACAAUCCGGCCACGUCACAUUAACGGAUUUCGACCUGUCGAGAAACCUUGUCCAAAGAAAACCAGAUAAUCUGCAAUUUUACUCCGAUCCGGAGGAACAUUCACCAGCAAAUUUAAAGUACACUCAUCUCGCCGGAAAAUUCACGCGCUUCAUUAUUUUGAAAAGAGGAAAGCAUGCAUUCAACAAGAAGACAGGGUUGAAGAAAGUGAAAAGUGCCCGCGUGUCGCCAGUUAGCCGGAGAAACCCAGAUGAUUUUUCGUCGAAUGAGCGGUCGAAUUCCUUUGUUGGCACAGAGGAGUACGUCGCACCGGAGAUUAUACGUGGCGACGGCCAUGAAUUUGCCGUCGAUUGGUGGGCUCUUGGUGUGCUUUGCUAUGAAAUGCUAUAUGGAACGACUCCAUUUAAGGGUAAGAACAGAAAAGAAACAUUUCAGAAAAUACUAUUAAGCCGGCCGGAAUUCUUCGGCAAGCCAAAUCCAUUAACGGACUUGAUUCGAAAGUUGUUGGAAAAGGACCCCACGCGCCGCCUCGGGUAUCGGAGAGGCGCCUGCGAGAUUAAGGAACACGAGUUCUUUCACGGCUUGAGGUGGGAUUUACUAAAGGAAGUUGUGCGGCCUCCGUUUCUACCAUUAAAAGAUGAGAUUGGAGUGACAGACGAUUUAGUUAAACGCGAAAUUGAUGUUAUGGAGUACUUUCACAAGUUGAAGAAUCCGUCAUCACCCUUAUGGUCAUCGUCACCUGAUGAGUGUCAACAGUUAUCGGAAUUCUAA